CAAUUUUCUUGUCCUUUAUGCCAUAUCCCCGCCAUUCCCCUCGUGUUUGCGGCUUUCGCUCGUUGUUGGACCAUUUGUGACUAGAAUUCGACGUAGCCGGCGCCUUCUCGACUUGAAACAAGGCCUCGUGACGGGCUCGAAACAGAUAAGACUAUAACCAACCGACUUCCGCCGACGCCGAGCUCAGCUCGUCCAGGGACCCGCUUGAACUUCAGUACUUUUCCUGCAAUCGCCCACUUUCAAGCAUACCCAAUCUCGUUAAUUUAGCACAAUGCCUUUCUGGGGAACGAAGUCCUCUCAACCUGCGUCGGAGAGCGACGCUAACUCUGCGCAUGACGCAAUCGAACACAAGAACGACCCCGUUGCGUCGGCCUCGCAGGCGGCUGGCACGGCGUGGCUCGCUGGCCAUCUUCACCAUCUGACUGACGACCAGGAGAAGAAGCUGGAAGAAUUCAAGAAACUGUGUGAAGAGAAGGGAUACUACAAGCCGGAACGGGAUGGAGAGAAGGCGAGCCAUGAUGAUGCGACGAUGCUGCGCUUCCUUCGCGCGCGCAAGUUCGACGUUGAUGGCGCUUGGGGCCAGUUCAAAGACACCGAGGACUGGCGCCGGGAUAAUGCCAUUGAAUCGCUUUACGAGAACAUUGAUGUGGAAUCCUACGAUGCUGCCAGGAGAAUGUAUCCGCAAUGGACCGGUCGUCGAGACCGCCGCGGUAUUCCCGUCUAUGUUUUCGAGAUCAAGCAUCUGAACAGCAAGAACAUGGCCGCAUACAACGAGACCAUGUCCUCUUCUACCUCUACGGCCGAGACGCACCAAUCCUCCACGGUCCCGCAGCGUCUCCUGCGUCUGUUCGCUCUUUAUGAGAACCUCCUCAACUUUGUUAUGCCUCUGUGCUCGAAGCUUCCUCGUCCUAACCCGGAAACCCCUAUUGUCACAUCUACCAACAUCGUCGACGUUAGUGGCGUUGGACUUAAGCAAUUCUGGAAUUUGAAGGGUCAUAUGCAGGAUGCUAGUGUUUUGGCCACUGCUCAUUACCCGGAGACCUUGGAUCGGAUCUUCAUCAUCGGCGCACCCUCUUUCUUCCCUACCGUCUGGGGUUGGAUUAAGCGCUGGUUCGACCCCGGCACCACCUCGAAGAUCUUCAUCCUCUCCGCCGCCGAAGUAAAGCCCACCCUGACAUCCUUCAUGGACCCGUCCAGCAUCCCCAAGCAGUAUGGCGGCGAGUUGGAAUGGCAGUGGGGUGACAUGCCUUAUCUCGACGAGGAGGCCCGUAAGGUCGUCGGGGUACUGGAAUCUCCUCCCGCUGAGGGAGAGACCAAGCCCAACUUCAUCAAGGGUCCAGUCCUAUUUAAGGGCGACCACGUCGAAAUCCUCGGAAAGGUGAACGGCGAGAGCCGCAAGUCUAACGUCCCUGUUGGCGCAACUCCAGCUCAAUCAAACAACAACACCUCCCCCGUGCAGGUUGAAAAGCCCACUGAGCAGGAGAGCUCGGAAGGCAGCGAGAAUGAGAAAGUUCCUCUGCAAGAGCCGGCUCCCGCAUCGGAGACUGAGACGCAAACAGUGACUGCUUAAGUCAUUUGUUUAAUUACUCUUCCGAGCCCACUUUUCACUGAUUUUUUUUUUCUUCCCUUUCUUCGUCGAAGGUACUACUAAUAGAACCCAAGCCACGGCGCCAGCGGUUAUCCGAUUUAUCUAUCAUUACCCUUUUCCUACUGCAACCUACCUACCGUUCUAGAUAAUAUACCACUUUUCUACACUUUCCCCCUCACAUCUUUCAUUGUCCUAUCCGGGCUUGAACAAAUAUCAUCGUUGUCUUAUAUACUGCAUUUCUCAUAUUGUCAUUUUUCAGGAUCUGUCAUAGGUGUAACUUGGGUGUGUGUGCAGCAGCCAUCAUCGUCAUAGAAAGAUGCAUGUUUUUCGGGCUUUAUUUAUAUACUUAUGGUCAUUCUCAUACUUUAUUCAAGCUCCUACCAGUUGGCUUCCUCACUGUACUGAUCGGUUUGUUGAUAACCAUAAGAGAUCCAGUUGCAUUAGUAUUCUUGGAUGAAUUUGGGAUUGGUUUUCGCUUUAUAAAAUCCCCGCUGAGAAAGUUCGAUCUACCUUUUUCAGGUCAAAUUUUUAGUGUGAAAGAGGCGGAUAGACGAAUAUCUGCAAUUAUGAAGUGCCAUAUAAUCUAUUCUGGCUCAGAAAGAUCUAGGACUACAAGUAUACAAUGGAUUCGAGUUUUAUUAGAGA
Aspergillus welwitschiae is the source of this 2233-nucleotide messenger RNA. RefSeq names its product SEC14 family lipid-binding protein. The record is from RefSeq and is a predicted model, not a curated record. Lineage: Eukaryota; Fungi; Ascomycota; Eurotiomycetes; Eurotiales; Aspergillaceae. Bases 272 to 1570 code for a protein of 432 amino acids. The transcript is spliced from 4 exons.